Molecule: messenger RNA, 1119 nt
Organism: Triplophysa rosa
Lineage: Eukaryota; Metazoa; Chordata; Actinopteri; Cypriniformes; Nemacheilidae
Exons: 6
Coding region: 81-812 (243 amino acids)
Source: RefSeq, a predicted model, not a curated record
UAAUGCAACACUUCCAUUGAGUUUUGGAGUAUUUUUUUAGUCUUUUAGAGAGUUAUUAUUUCUCAGCAUCACAACAGAAAAUGCUUCACACAUCUCUUGUCUUGUGCUUGUGGACUCUGAUCGGUGUGUUUGGUGAUGAAGUGAAGUCAGUGUCAGUGAUGGAGGGACAUUCUGUUACUCUACACACUCAUCUCACUCACAUACUGAGAAAUGAAACAAUCGAGUGGAGGUUUGGAGUAAACGGCCUUCGCAUCGCCAGAAUCAAGAGAUCAGUCAAUAUUAAUCCCAUAUAUGAUGAUAAUAAUGAGGCUGAGAUGUUCAGAGACAGACUGAAGAUGAACAAUCAGACUGGAGAUCUCACCAUCACACACAUCACAUCUCAACACUCUGGACUUUAUCAUCUCACUGUUAUAAUAGGAACUAAUCAGACAGUUAAGCAUUUCAGUCUUUCUGUUGGUGCUCCCAGUACUGUCAGUGUCAGUGAAUCUACACAAACAUCAUCUUCAUCAUCAUCAUCACCAUCAUCAUCUUCAUCAUCAGAGAGUUCAGGUGUGUCAGCAGUAGAUGUUGAUGCUCCAACCUCAGAUGAUAUAACGCUCCUCUCUUGUGCUGCUGCUGCUGUUGGAUCUCUGAUGGUUUUAACUCUUCUGAUCUUCUGCAUCUGCAGAAAACACACACACACACAUGAAGAAGUUCAGACCCGUGAGGUCAUUUAUGCUGAUACAACAUUCUACAAACGAGACAAACACAUAAAAAGAGUUAAAGAAGAGGAUGAUGAGGUGGUGUACGCCGAUGUCAACACCAGACGUUGAUCUUUGAAUUCCUGUGAUGCAGUUUCCUCAAUAUUCUUACAUUUAUUUGUUAUUAAAUGUGUCUAUCCGUUUUAAGCUGGGAGUGAUAUAUUUAAAGGUACACACAAACAACACAGGGUGCAUUAAGCCCCUUCACCACCAGGAGGCGUCGUUUCUCUCAAAGAUGACUAAAGGAGCUUCUCACAAGAACUCUUUAACUGUAAAUACUUCAAUAACAGAUUCAACUUCAGAAACGUCAUGUAAAAAUGUAUUUUUUAAUAAUUUUAUGUAUUUGAAUAUUACUUGGGACUCACCACAAAUGUGAGUA